CAGCCCCCUGUUUCCUCCGCACUGCUCGGCAGCUUCAUUGGUCAGCGCCUCUCUUGAAUGAAGCGCCGCAGAAACGUGCAGGCAGCGGGCAGAAGGAAGCUGUGUGGGCCGCCGCAGGGAGCGACCGACGCGCAGCGACACGACCCCCGGGCGCGUUGCGGUGUGUGUCGGUGAACACCGUUUAUCCGUCGAGCAGAGGCAGUUGGCUCUCUCCCGGAGCUCCGCGUGUGAAUGAGGUUGAUGCUGCUCUGUUGCACCUGGAAGGACGAACGCAUGGGAGAGGAGGAAGCUGGAGGAAGUUUGCCCGUGUGCGCGGGAUGCAAACAGAGGAUCUACGAUGAGCAGUACCUCCAGGCCCUUAACAAUGACUGGCAUACCGUCUGCUUCAGGUGUUGUGAGUGCAGCGCCUCGCUGUCCCACUGGUAUUAUGAAAAAGAUGGCCGGCUCUUCUGCAAGAAGGACUACUGGGCCAAAUUUGGGGAGCUGUGCCAUGGCUGCAACGACCCGAUCACCACUGGCCUCAUUAUGGUCGCAGGGGAACAGAAAUAUCACCCAGAAUGCUUCACAUGUCUGAACUGCCGAUCGUUCAUCGGUGAUGGAGACACAUACGCUCUGGUGGAGAGAUCUAAACUGUACUGUGGUCACUGCUACUACCAGACCGUCGUGACCCCGGUGUCGCUACCGGACUCGCCAUGCUCACGGAUCCCUCACACGGUCACACUGGUGUCCAUCCCGGCCUCCGCUGAUGGCAACAAUGGACGCAAAGGGCGCGGUUUCUCCGUGGCGAUUGACCAGCCACUAAGCCCGACCAAUGGCUACAGUCCCGAACAUGGACACACCGUCAGAGUCUCCCAGGUGGAUGCCGACUGCAUCAGCCCAGAUGUGAAAAAUUCCAUUCACGUUGGAGACCGGAUCUUAGAAAUUAAUGGGACGCCCAUUCACAACGUUCCUCUGGAUGAGAUUGACCUGCUGAUCCAGGAAACGAGCCGGCUGCUGCAGCUCACCAUCGAACACGACCCUCACAGCCAGUCGGGACAGGAGGGAGGCUCCUCGGAGGCUGAGGACCAGGUGGACGGUCCGUUGUCCACCCCACUGUCAGAAGGGCCCAGCCCCAUCCUACCCAUCACCCAGCCUCCCAAUCCAGACAUCAGCAACCUGAAAUCCCGCAUCAUCACGCGAAGUUACAGCACUGAUAAGUCGCCUGGAUCCAGCAAUGCCGCGUCACCAAUCUCCCAGAGGAAGGACAUCAAUCGGUCUGAGUCACUUCGGGUCGUCUCAAACCGGACUCACCGUAUCUUCCGCCCAUCUGACCUCAUCCACGGAGAAGUGCUGGGGAAGGGAUGCUUUGGACAAGCCAUAAAGGUGACACACAGAGAGACGGGUGAGGUGAUGGUGAUGAAAGAGCUGAUCCGCUUUGAUGACGAGACUCAAAAAACAUUCCUCAAAGAGGUGAAAGUCAUGCGAUGCCUGGAUCACCCCAAUGUGCUCAAGUUCAUCGGAGUCCUCUACAAAGACAAGAGACUCAACUUCAUCGCAGAGUACAUCAAAGGAGGCACUUUGCGGGAAAUCAUCAAGAAAAUGGACUCAAACUAUCCCUGGAACCAGCGGGUCAGUUUUGCUAAGGACAUCGCUGCUGGGAUGGCAUAUCUGCACUCCAUGAACAUUAUUCACCGGGACCUGAACUCUCACAACUGUCUAGUCCGAGAGAACAACACAGUGGUGGUGGCAGACUUCGGGCUGGCUCGACUCAUGGUGGACGACAAGAACGGGGAAAAGCUGACGCAGGGAAAGCUGUCUGGCAUCAAGAGGCCCGACCGCCGGAAGAGAUACACGGUGGUGGGAAACCCCUACUGGAUGGCUCCAGAGAUGAUCCAUGGGAAGAGCUACGAUGAGAGAGUAGACAUCUUUUCCUUUGGUAUCAUGCUCUGCGAGGUCAUUGGCAGGGUGAAUGCUGACCCCGACUACCUCCCCAGAGCGACGGACUUUGGACUGAACAUCUCGGGUUUCCUGGAGCACUACUGUCCCACCAACUGUCCCCGCGCCUUCUUCCCCAUGGCUGCUGUGUGCUGUGACCUCGAUGCAGACAAACGGCCUGCUUUCUCGAAACUGGAGGAGUGGCUGGAGAACCUAAAGAUGCACUUGGACAUCGGUCUGCCCCUGAUGUCCGAAGUGGAUCAGCUGCACAAGGCCUUCUGGGAGCACCACAGCAUAACACGUCCUGAGAACGGCCUGCACACCCACCCCGAGCAGCCAGAGUAGACCCGAGCAAAACAGGGACAAGUGGGACGUUAUCAGUAACCCCCACAGGGGUGGCGACCACCUUGCCUGGAUUGGCGCAGCGGGCGGAGGAGUCAUGUAAAUACCCCUCCGUGUUUGCGGGAGCAGACUGGCUCAGGCUCAGUAAAUAGACUCAGGGGGAAAAAUGUCAAACUGAGAAAGCCACCUGCGCACACAUAUUGACUUUCAAAGUAAAAUCAAGAGACAUUAAUUAGAAUUGCUUGAUUCUGCUGCACCUGAAGCUACAAUGGAACACAUCAUAUGCAAUCAGACCCGACUUUCAAAUCACAAAUCAGCUCUCGAAUCAUGUAGGUUUAACUUUAGAGGUCAUACCAGGUCAAGAAUACUUGCUGUACUAUUGUAGUGUGUAUGUUCAUGUGGAAAUAUAAUCCCCCCGCCCCCACCCCUAAAAACAAUGCAUACAGCAGACCUUCACUUUAGGCAUCUACAGAAUAUAUUGUGCAGUAGGUGUUUGCAGGUUUGGUUUUGCUUUCUGUUUGGACGUCAAAGACGAGGGAGUGUGAGUGUGUGUGUAUGUCUGUGUGUGUCGUUUAGAGGUUUAGAUCGACUCAUGAAGCAAACCCUUUCAAGCUUUAAAUAGUUCACAGAAGAGCGCAUGACUGUAAAUAAUGCUGUCAGGGCAAAUCCUGGUUCUUCGUGUCCCUCUGACCUCAUUUGGUCACAAACCACUAAUCUACUUGUGUUGCUGCCCCUCUCCCCUAUUUCUUGUGUAGCACUGACUUUCACAUGGAGGUACACGCACCCCUUUUUGGCCUAGAUUUGGUACGUUGUCUCUCAGUUUUAAGAGCCGUUGGCAUAUCUCAUCCGCACCGACAUUUAAAGACUUAGCAGUGUACAUAACCUAUGACAAUGUAAAUGUUUUAAAUAUAGUAAAUGUACAGACAUAUUUUAUAUACGUACGCGACAUUGCCAUAUUUUUAUUGGCCGACCAGAAAUGGAGAGUAGAGGUUUGACUGCAGUUAAAAAGGCACAGCCGAAAGGUUUUUUUCUUCCCCCCCCUCUUCUCUUUCUACAUUUCCACCACUGUGGCAGGUUUGGGGCUUUUACUGUUCGACGUAUGUGCAAUCUUAAUCCCUAAAACGUUAUUUUAAACCCCGUAAAUGUUACAUUUUCGUCUUUUCUCUCUAUCCGAAAAAGCAGCAGUCAACCUGCGAGCUUUUGUGUCGCCACAGAUGUCCGCUGGAAUAAACGUUAAAAUAAUACUGGAUCAAUCUAAUCGCAGAGCAAUCAAGCAGUUCUUAAGGGUUCCCUCUUCUCUCGUGUACUGUACAGUAGUUAAGGUACUGCCUCAUUACGUCAGCUGUCUGUCUCACACCUCUGUCUCUUGUUUACAUGUAAACGCCGGCUGUAAAUAUCACUGUAUUCCUUCCAUUGUCUGUGUGCAUCCUCAGAAAUAAUCUCCUUUGCACCUUCUAACAUGAGACAUUUAUAUCUG
This is a messenger RNA of Pundamilia nyererei, 3733 nucleotides long. It is a transcript of the gene limk1a, whose product is annotated as LIM domain kinase 1a. Gene Ontology annotation, cellular component: nucleus; neuron projection; cytoplasm. Bases 232 to 2259 code for a protein of 675 amino acids. The transcript is spliced from 16 exons. Gene Ontology annotation, biological process: positive regulation of stress fiber assembly; protein phosphorylation; actin cytoskeleton organization. Gene Ontology annotation, molecular function: protein serine/threonine kinase activity; protein binding; ATP binding. Lineage: Eukaryota; Metazoa; Chordata; Actinopteri; Cichliformes; Cichlidae. The record is from RefSeq and is a predicted model, not a curated record.